Molecule: messenger RNA, 807 nt
Organism: Penicillium mononematosum
Lineage: Eukaryota; Fungi; Ascomycota; Eurotiomycetes; Eurotiales; Aspergillaceae
Product: putative short-chain dehydrogenase/oxidoreductase
Exons: 2
Coding region: 1-807 (268 amino acids)
Molecular function (GO): oxidoreductase activity
Source: RefSeq, a predicted model, not a curated record
AUGGCUUUUGGAUACAAGAAAGUCCUGAUCAUCGGUGCUACCUCCGGGAUUGGCAGAACACUAGCCGACAAAGUCGUCCAAAAUGGAUCGAACCUAAUUGUCACCGGUCGCAGAAAGGAAAAACUCGAUGAGAUCGUCCAGAAAUAUGGCAGCGACAAGGUCUCUGCAAAGACAUUUGAUGUCAUGCAGCUCGAUCAGAUUCCACAAUUUGCCUCAGAUAUCGUCUCCGAGAACCCCGAUCUGGACUGCGUCUUUGUCAACUCGGGUAUCCAACGACCCUUCGAUUUCUCCAAGCCGGAAACCGUCGAUCUGGCCAUCUUCGACCAAGAACUGAUCACGAACUAUACAUCCGCGGUCCGCAUAGCCAAAGCAUUCCUCCCACACUUGCAGAGCCAGAAGACUGCAACAGCCAUCGCAUUCACGACGUCGCAAAUGGCGCUUGUGCCCAUGGUGCGAUGCCCGAAUUAUGGCGCUUCCAAGGCUGCUCUGCACCAUUUCAUCCUUGCCCUCCGCACUCAGCUGCAGGGUGGUCCUGGGGAUGUGAAGGUCUUGGAGGUUUAUCCUCCUGCUGUGCAGUCUGAGCUCCAUGAUGCUAAGCAUCAGCCUGAUUUGAAGGAUGGUCAUUUGAUUGGGAUGCCGUUGCAGGAAUUUGUUGAUGAGGUCUGGGGCCGGAUUUCAGAGGGCGAGGAUCAAAUUGCUGUCGGGUCUGCGAUGGAUAUUUACAAUGCGUUCGAGAUUAAGAGGCAGGAGUUGUAUCGGGAUAUGACAGAGUUGCUUUCUGGGUUGCUGAAGCAGUUUCUGAGGUAG